Messenger RNA from Bacillus rossius redtenbacheri, 1038 nucleotides. RefSeq names its product cardioacceleratory peptide receptor-like. The transcript is spliced from 5 exons. The record is from RefSeq and is a predicted model, not a curated record. Gene Ontology annotation, molecular function: neuropeptide receptor activity; vasopressin receptor activity. Lineage: Eukaryota; Metazoa; Arthropoda; Insecta; Phasmatodea; Bacillidae. Gene Ontology annotation, cellular component: plasma membrane. Bases 1 to 1038 code for a protein of 345 amino acids. Gene Ontology annotation, biological process: neuropeptide signaling pathway.
AUGGCCGCCCUCUUGUUCCCGGCACAGACGUCAUGUUUUUCUGCGCGCUGUUCGCAGGCGGUGGUGACGUACUCGUCGACGUACGUGCUCAAUCUUUCAAACACGGCCGCCCUCUUGUUCCCGGCACAGACGUCAUGUUGUUCUGCGCGCUGUUCGCAGGCGGUGGUGACGUACUCGUCGACGUACGUGCUCGUCGCGCUGAGCAUCGACCGCUACGAUGCCAUCACCCACCCCAUGAACUUCACUGGAAGCUGGAGGCUGCAGUGCUGGAUCGACUUCUCGGAGCCGUGGCAGUGGCAGGUGUACAUGACGCUGGUGGCGCUCACGCUGUUCGUGGGCCCGGCGCUCAUCAUCUCCGCCUGCUACACGGUCAUCGUGUCCACCAUCUGGAGCAAGAGCCGGCAGCUGACCACCGAGCCGGCCGGCGUCACCGGGGGCAGUCGCUCCUCCCGCGGCAGCGGCCACGGCUCGGGCAAGUCCAAGCCGGCGCUGCGCAUGCCGCGACUCCAGCAGCUGCAGUCCGAGGACCAGGACAGCCGGCGCGCGUCCUCCAAGGGCCUCAUCCCCAAGGCCAAGGUGAAGACCGUCAAGAUGACCUUCGUCAUCGUCUUCGUGUUCGUGGUCUGCUGGAGCCCGUACAUCGUGUUCGACCUGCUCCAGGUGUACGGCCACGUGCCGCGCACGCAGACAAACAUCGCCGUCGCGUCCUUCAUCCAGAGCCUGGCGCCGCUCAACUCGGCGGCCAACCCGGUCAUCUACUGCCUGUUCUCGGCCAGCAUCGGCCGCACCCUCAGGAAGGUGCCGCCGUUCAGCUGGGUGGCUGGGCUGUGCUGCAAGAGCGAGGGCAGCUCGUCCGACGCCGAGCACCCCACCUUCCUGGCGGCGAGCGCGCGCUGGGAGUCGUCGCGGCGCCGCGGCAAGGCGGCGGCGGUUGCGGCGGGGGCGGCGGGGGCGGGGGCGGCGGCGCGCACCCCGCACCCGCACCUCGACGUGGCGGCGCGUGGUGCCGUCGUCACCGCCGUGGCUUCAAUCGUUUGA